Messenger RNA from Branchiostoma floridae (Florida lancelet), 4179 nucleotides. RefSeq names its product protein IWS1 homolog. Gene Ontology annotation, cellular component: nucleoplasm; chromatin. The transcript is spliced from 2 exons. Gene Ontology annotation, molecular function: ubiquitin-protein transferase activity; zinc ion binding. The coding region runs from base 316 to 3114 and encodes 932 amino acids. Lineage: Eukaryota; Metazoa; Chordata; Leptocardii; Amphioxiformes; Branchiostomatidae. The record is from RefSeq and is a predicted model, not a curated record. Gene Ontology annotation, biological process: positive regulation of DNA-templated transcription.
ACAUGUCCUUCUAACGUGAACUUAGCACAUCCGGACACGAACAUUUUUGCAACUCAUCCAUGUAUCCUGUAUACCGAACGCCCCUCCCGUCUGAGAAAAAGUGGACUCGUCCGGCAGUCCUGACAGAAAAAGUCGUCCCACGUUGACAUCAAUCACUACCGGGUGCCACCAGGUGAGACCGCGGCGGUGUCACCCUCGUGUUACACCUUGUGCACAACCGCCUGUCUUGUCUUCAACUUCCUCAAGACGACUUGUGAGGAGUUUUCACACUUCGUUACAGCGACCCGUGGUGACAGGGACCAGGAUGGGGUGAACAUGACGUCAUCAGGCGACCUGCUGACAGAAUUUCACUUCCUGAUCUGCAGACUCUGCAACCAGCCCCUCCACCAUCCCAGAAUCCUCCACUGCUGGCACUACUUCUGCCUCCACUGUAUCGGCGGCCAUCUUCGAUCGAACGACUCCGUCCAGUGUCCCGUGUGUGACGUCAAAACUCUCCUGCAUAACGAGGGACUGGGCGGGCUCACGCACAAGGCCGGAGGUUUACUGACACGGCUGUCAGAGACUUGGAAAUAUAUUUCUGAGAGCGAUUUGGAGACAGAAAUACGUCAUCAUUGUCACUACCUCGCCAAAACUAUCCCGGAUCCUUUGCAGUGUCUUGUCCCCUCCACACGGGUUUGUCAGAGUUGUGAGGAGUACAUGUGCGAGGACUGCUCUCCGUUACACCUGAUAGAAAUGCAUUCGCAACAGUAUUAUCUUUGCAAGCGGCACGGCGAGCCAGAGUUAGCUUUUUGUGAGGACUGUCGUGUCGUGGCUUGUUUCAUCUGCACUAGGGAGGAACACCUGUAUCACGAUACGUGGGGACUAGUGGAGAAGGCAGAGCGCUACAAGUCAGAGGUGAAAGAGUUGAUUGACAAGUGCAGAAACAGACGAUGGCGCGUGGAGGACAACCUGGAAGCAAACGUCAGAAAAACCAAGAGCGAAAUCCAAAAUGAAGCGAAAAAAGCGCUGGAAGUUUUGACGAAAAUGAUCAAGCAGAGAGAGGGGGAGUUGCUCGGGCAAGUAGACCAGUUUGCCAUGGAAAUGUGGAUCAAGAUACAUCGAGAGAAGCAGAAUUCUGAUCCCCAAACUGAAAAGUACGACGGGCUUGUCACGCUUGGAGAAAGCCUGCUGGAUUUUGGGAGCAGCCAGGAGAUCGUCACUACCCAUCAGCACUUGCGGUACCGCCUGUCGGGGGCCAUCGCAGAACAGUCGCCUCUGCAAGUUCCAGAAUUGUUGCGAAAGGAAAUCUCUUUCAUCCCAGCCGAUCCCCGAACUAUCGAAGAGGAAGAACUCCUCGGCAAUCUCAAUUUUUCAGCGGAAAGCGAUCAGGAACGGAUGCGGGAAGAUAGCUCGACAUCGGAGGAAGCAGAAUCACGUGAUGAUCAGAUGGAGUCACGUGACGAUCACGUGAUCCCCUCGUGGGUUUCCGCGGAAUCUGGCGAGGUUUCUACAGAAUCUCCCAUUGAAGAGGUUCCCGUCCGCAAGCGCAAGAUGAGUCUGAUGGAAAACAUUCUCAAAAUAGGACGUGAGUUCGAACGCAGACGAUCCCUGGAUACAAUUCUUGACGAUGAUGAAAACAAGGACAGUGAAGAUGCCAAAGACACAUAUUCCGAACCGCUUUCACCAUCGUCUAAGAAAAGACACAAAAGUGCUGAUGAUACCCUGGCUUUUAGAAACACGGAAGAAGAACAGACAGAGAACGAGAAGAAAACAAAGAACAGAACAAGAAAAAUGAGUCUACCGGCGAUAAGUCUCCACAGAUCUAUGGAAUCCUUGACAACAGGGAAGAACAAAGACCGUGUCACGUCUUCCGGUAAACUUGGCAACGGUAAGGAAAAACGAUUCUCUGUCUUCAGCUUAAGCUGGAACAGACAAGAGGCGUCGAUUGCCGAGGACGUCUUGGAAGCUCAAGAUGAAGAACCAGCCGAAGAUAAUAAGACUUUAGAACCUAAGUUAAGCAGCAGCAGUUUGGGCAGCCUGCUUGACAGUGGAUCAGGCAGGGAGGAUGAAGACGAUGAUGAUGAAGAAGAAGACGAUACAAAAAAUGAGAAAGGAAAUACCAAGAAACCAAGAUUCAAAGUGAAGAAUCUAAUGAAGAAAGCAAAGAGCACACUGAGUCUUCUACCUGUGGCAAACACCGAAGCAAACGAGAAGGAGCCAGGCGGGUGGAAUGACACGCUACGCCGUAAGAAGUCGAGCGGUGACUCCAGCCUCAAUGGGUCCAUGACAUUCAGCGAUGUCGGGGACACGAAUGACGUCUACGAUGGGAGUCGCAAGAGGUACAGCGUGACAAGCACGGGAUCCAGUGCUACCAUCACAUCCACGGGGAGCGAGGGCGAGAGGACAUUUACAGGAGCUGAUGUCAACCUGGAUGGCGCCUCCUCGUCCUCGUCAGAGAAUCGGAAGAAACGCGAUCCCAAGAAGUGGAUGAGUAAGAGAAGAGCAGACAUCAAACAUUUCAGCAGACGAAUCAGCGUUGACUUGACAAACUCCUUGAAAGCUUGGAAGGCGCAAGAAGAAGACGAUGAGGAAGACGAGCAACGUGUCCAUCCCUGGGACGAACUUCCCGCCAAACGGCACGACUCUGAUUUGGAGAAAGUCUCAGAGGUAAACGCUGGGGACUCAGGUGACCCGUAUGAGACGUUAAACGGCGGCGGUGGCAGCCAAAAUGGCGUCAACGGUCGAGUAAAACACCGUAGGGUGACGUUUGACGACAUCAGUGCCAAUCUGCGGGAAAUGAACAUCCAAUCAGAAAGCGACGAUAGCGAAGCCGAGAUGAAGCAGUCGGCAACCGAAGUUUCUCGAUCUCUGCCGAACAUAGACGAAUCCGACCGAGACGACCCGAAACUUUCCGACGACGACGAACGGACGGACGAGGAUGAUAUUAUUGAUGGUAACGCCUUGAAUGGCUCGGCGACAUACAUCCCCGCUACUAGAGCCACAAAAUACGUGCCUCGGAAAUGGUCCCGAUUUAAAGCUAACUUCAGCCCACAGAAAAACGAGAGGAAAUCGUUGGAAUCGGAGAACGCGGAACGCCCAAACUACUACCGCGGCCGGAGAUUCAGCAUGUUUUAGAAACACAGACAAAAUGUUGUUUACGGAUUUCUACUAUCAAACUUAUUAUUGUCUCCACAGGUAGCAUUAUAAACACAGUUUAGAUUAAAAUAUCGAGAAAAAUAAUAUUCAACUUGAACGAUAGAAGUAUAAGCUAUCGUAUGGAUGUAAGUGUCGUAUAAUAGCAUUGUUUCUUAUAUUGUUUUGUGACAUUCAGAUUCAUUUUGAAUAUCAGCGGUACACAAUGCUGAAUGUAACAUGAAUACGUCUGUAUACGGAGCUGAAUUUUUAUUUCUGCUGAUCGUAUCUUAUUUAUGGACGGAUAGAACAGGAUAUCAAGUUAUAAAUAUCAAAAUCAAAAACAUCAUUUUGUAUAGGUCACCAAAAUUGACACAAUAUUACACAAAAAGCGGAUUAUAUCCUAGAGUCAUAUUACUUCAAGGAUGCUUAUUUUACACCAAAGUUACGUUUGCAUUCAAUAGAAAAUCCACGAACGACUAUUAUAUUGAUGUCGGACUAUUCCAUUUUAAACGACAGAGAGGGGAAAUUAAGCAAUUUUUUUAUUCUUAUCUCUUCCAAUUCAGAUGACAUAUUCUUGCAUCAAAGUACCAUACCGUUAUUUUGGACAUAGCCCACCCCUAACAAUUUAAACUAGAUCUUUGUAGCUUAAUGUUCAAUACUGCACUAAGGUUAGUUCGAUCGUUGUCAUUUGUGAGGAUUAUGUAAGAAAGAAUAACUUAUGUGUAAGUCAUUGUGCCUUUUCAGUAAGUCCAUGUGACAUUGUAUGCAGUUAUUUGAGUAUAUUGUAUGCAGUUGUUUUAGUAAAUGUAUAUCGUGUUAUCCUUUAUACGGCGCUUUUUGGAUGCACAGAGCCGCGAUUUCAUAGAGUAAAGUUUGAGAAGAGAUUUAAUAUUAAGGGUUAGAUUUGUAGUCAACGUGUGGCAACUGAUGACAGGAAUCAUGUUACAAAUCGUAUUUGUAUGUUGAGUUAUCAUAUAGAUAAUCAAGUUUAUUGCAAAGUCUUGCCCGUGGGCUAAUUGCAGGUAACAUAGAUUCAAACAGUGUAAAAUACAAUAACACAAGUGU